Messenger RNA from Octodon degus (degu), 3329 nucleotides. It is a transcript of the gene Hmgcs1, whose product is annotated as 3-hydroxy-3-methylglutaryl-CoA synthase 1. The record is from RefSeq and is a predicted model, not a curated record. Gene Ontology annotation, molecular function: hydroxymethylglutaryl-CoA synthase activity. Gene Ontology annotation, biological process: acetyl-CoA metabolic process. The transcript has 10 exons. NCBI's taxonomy places the organism in Eukaryota, Metazoa, Chordata, Mammalia, Rodentia, Octodontidae. The coding region runs from base 130 to 1692 and encodes 520 amino acids. Gene Ontology annotation, cellular component: cytosol.
CUCCCGGCCGCGCCGGCGUCUGGUGGGUCCGCGGCUAUAAAGCUGGCGGAGGGGAGGCGUCGCGACCUGUCUUCUGGCUGCUGGCUCCCUCUGAUCCGUGCUUUCCCGGGACCGUGUGGCUCUUUCACCAUGCCUGGGUCGCUUCCCUUGAAUGCAGAAGCUUGCUGGCCAAAAGAUGUGGGAAUCGUCGCCCUGGAGAUCUAUUUUCCAUCUCAGUAUGUUGACCAGGCAGAGUUGGAGAAAUACGACGGCGUCGAUGCCGGCAAGUACACCAUUGGCUUGGGCCAGGCGAAGAUGGGCUUCUGCACAGACCGAGAGGACAUCACCUCUCUCUGCAUGACCGCUGUCCAGAACCUGAUGGAAAGGAACAGCCUUUCUUAUGACUGCAUCGGGCGGCUCGAGGUUGGGACCGAGACGAUCAUCGACAAAUCCAAGUCUGUGAAGAGUAAUCUGAUGCAGCUGUUUGAGGAGUCUGGGAAUACAGAUAUCGAAGGGAUAGAUACAACCAACGCGUGCUAUGGGGGCACGGCUGCGGUGUUCAAUGCUGUUAACUGGGUUGAAUCUAGCUCUUGGGACGGACGGUAUGCCCUGGUGGUUGCAGGAGAUAUUGCUGUCUAUGCCACGGGAAAUGCCAGGCCUACGGGUGGGGCUGGAGCCGUGGCGCUGCUAAUUGGGCCAAAUGCCCCUUUAAUUUUUGACCGAGGGCUUCGUGGGACACACAUGCAGCAUGCCUAUGACUUCUACAAGCCUGAUAUGCUCUCCGAGUACCCUAUUGUAGAUGGAAAGCUCUCCAUACAGUGCUAUCUCAGCGCGUUAGACCGCUGCUAUUCUGUCUACCGUAAAAAGAUCCGUGCCCAGUGGCAGAAAGAGGGAAAUGAUAAAGAUUUUACCUUGGAUGAUUUUGGCUUCAUGAUCUUUCACUCACCAUACUGUAAACUGGUUCAGAAAUCUCUGGCUCGGAUGAUGCUGAAUGAUUUCCUUAAUGACCAGAAUAGAGAUAAAAAUUCUGUCUAUAGUGGACUGGAAUCCUUUGGGGAUGUUAAAUUAGAAGAUACUUACUUUGACAGAGAUGUGGAAAAGGCAUUUAUGAAGGCCAGCUCUGAACUCUUUAAUCAGAAAACAAAGGCUUCUUUGCUUGUAUCGAAUCAAAAUGGAAAUAUGUACACCUCUUCAGUAUAUGGCUCCCUUGCUUCUGUUCUAGCACAGUACUCCCCCCAGCAGCUGGCAGGAAAGAAGAUCGGAGUGUUCUCCUAUGGCUCUGGCUUGGCCGCCACCCUGUACUCUCUCAGGGUCACGCAAGAUGCCACGCCAGGGUCCGCUCUUGACAGAAUAACAGCAAGUUUAUGUGAUCUUAAGUCGAGGCUUGACUCAAGAACGUGUGUGGCACCUGAUGUCUUCGCCGAAAGCAUGAAGCUCAGAGAGGACACCCAUCACUUGGCCAACUAUAUCCCCCAGUGCCCCGUAGACUCCCUUUUUGGAGGAACAUGGUACCUAGUUAGAGUGGAUGAGAAGCACAGAAGAACCUACGCACGCCACCCCUCUCCAAACGAUGACACUUUGGGCGAAGGAGUAGGACUGAUUCAUUCCAGCACAGCCACGGAGCACAUCCCAAGCCCUGCUAAGAAGGUGCCGAGACUUCCUGCAUCAGCAGCAGAGCCUGGAGCAGCUGUCAUUAGCAACGGGGAACACUGAGUACUCUGUGGGGCGCACGAUGUCAUGGUGGGGUGGGGGGGCUGGAGAGGGUGGAGGGGUGCGGUGUCUGGGACAGUUUUAAAGGGUUACACGUUGCUUAAAUUUUUGUGACUGACACAACCUAUGGAAGUAUUUGUGCUCUUGGAACGUCUCUGCUCAGUUUGCUGACGCGUUGCCCUUUGUGGUCUGGCCAAUGCUGAGUGUACUGGAAUGAUGUUAAGGGCUCUUAGAAUUUAGGCAUCUCUGGCCAUUUAUAUGCAUGAAGUCGAGUUUUUAAACAUGAUGCGAAUCAUGUGCUUUUGUCAGAAGAAAGCAGAGGUACUAGUCUCAAAUUUAAAUUUUUUUUUAAAGAUGUAAGAAUUUUAUACUUUGAACAAACAAGAUUAAUGAAAGUACAUGUGGUUUUUGACAAACUUUUCUAGCUUAGGAAAUGGGGUCUUAAAAUAUAUUAUGAACAAACCUUGUUUGGUAAGAUAAACAUGCUUUUCUAGGAUUAGACAUUGUAACGAGGGAGAAAAGAGGACACAGUGACACUGGUGCUGGACCCUGGGCCAUUGCUUGGUGUCCAGGCUGGCAGCGACAGGCUACUGUAACAACCUCUGAACAGAGAUGCAGUGUUGAGUGGCUUCCACACAGAAAACCUGGCUCAUAGCCGUGGCUGUGGCUGUGGCAUUGGUCGCUGUGGAUCAGCGCACAGUGGCUUGUCACACUCCCAGCCUUCGUGUGUUGGGGUGUGUGUGAGGAAGCCUGUGUUUGCGGUCUUUCUCUGCACUGUUUUGUAAAAGAUACAGGAAACAUUUUUGGCUGCCUUUUAAAAAUUUAGAGGAUGGGUCAGGGCAUUAUUAGAUUACCUUUGCUUCAGUGUUACAAAUUUAAUUUUUAGACUGACAAAUUCAUGGUGUAAGAGUUAUUUUGUUUAUUGUGUGUGUUUUAUGUGUGUGUUUUUAUGUGUGUCUGUUCAGUGAAACUAAAAAAGUGCAACUCAAGUUGUGACAUAGUCUGGCUAGCCAAAAAGAGUAUUCUGCUUCGAAGUCUGGAAGUAGGAUUUAUAAAGCUUUUCUUAGACUUCCAACCUAAAAUAAAUAAAUAAAUAAAUAAAUAAAUAAAAGAAAAAAAAAACUGUCAUGUGGGAUAAAAAGAUUGGUUGGAACGUUGUAUAGCUGUUUUUGGUGCUGAACUAUGACAUGAGCCUUAUAGAUUGUAAAAUAGAGAUAGUUGGAACUAAUGUACAGAGCUAAAUUUUUUAAAAAUGUUAUUAGCUGUUAAAUUCUGUGAAGUUUCAGUUAUCUAAAAUAACCAUUCACAAAUACGAAAUGUAACAUUUUGGACUGCAAGGUUAUGUGUAAUGGGGUUAUGAGAUACGCCUGUCUGACGUGAACUCUACCUUCUGCCUUGUACAGCCCUAAUUUGUUAAAGUGACUUCAUUUUAAUGUCCGCUUGUGUAGAUUAUGUAAGAAGAAUGGUGGGGAAGUGGUGCAUGUAAUACCUUCGCAAGUGCUGGGAGUUCAGUCAAGAAAUGGCUUUCUCAGGGCCCAUUGCCGGCAGUGGGUAAGCCUGGCAGUGCUGGCACAGGACAUUGACCACAUGCCUCGCAGCCAGUGAGGUGAACCACUUUGAAAUAAAGUUUCAGAGAGAUA